UGUGCCAUGACACGUGAGGGGUGUCCCUUUCGGUAUCUGCAAGCGGAGAUCUCAGCGAUUCCGUGCACGUAUAUAUACCGUGCAAAUACUUCGUUAGGGACCCGUCCAUUUGUGCUGAGGUGUGGCCCAUCCUACGACACCCUUCUCAUCUGAUAGCUAUACAGCGCUAGAGCUGAGCACCGAAUACACGAAACUAUGGAGUCGACAGUCCUGGCCUUUCGGCGGGCACUUAUCCAAAGCCCAUUACAAUCGGUGGUGAUCGGCAGUAUUGCCAUCUUUGCGCUGUACAUCGUUGUCAAUGAGGUCAUUCGCAGUCGCUCACGGAUUCCCGGCCUGGCAGGGCCAAAGGGAUGGCCGGUUAUUGGGAACCUGCCGGAUCUAUGGUCUAACGCGCCGGUGAAAUACCGAGAGUGGGCCAAGAUAUAUGGCGACGUAUACCAAGUUCAGCUCGGGAAUACCCGCGUGGUCAUCGUCAAUAGUGCUGCUGCCGCGAAGACAUUCCUAAUAACCAAUUCGCACGCCAUGAGUUCCCGGCCCGAACUUUACACAUACCAUAAGAUUGCUUCUACCACUGCUGGCUUCACCAUCGGAAGUUCGCCUUAUGACGACUCGCUGAGGAGAAAGAAGAAGGGUGUGGCGGUGGCCAUGAACCGCCCUUCCAUUCAGAAUUACAUCCCGUACCUGGAUCUCGAAACGAAAACCUUCGUCCAAAAUCUCCUCGACUACGGCCAAUCCGGGACAGUGGCUAUUGACCCGAUGCUCAUGGCCCAACGCCUGAGCCUGUCGCUGGUGAUGACUAUCAACUGGGGCGUCCGAAUACCAUCCCUAGAAGAUGACCUACUCAAGGAGAUUGUCAAGGUCGAAGUGGGACUCAACAAGACUCGGUCCACUGUCGGAAAUACCCAAGACCACAUCCCGUUCCUGCGGUUCAACCCUUUCAACCCAAAGUCGAUCGAGGCGCGGGAGUUGCGUGCUCGUCGGGAUGUGUAUCUCGCCAAGUUGGAUGCGGACCUCGAGAGGGAGGUGUCAGCUGGGACUAACAAGCCUUGCAUCCAAGCAAGCGUCAUCAAAUACAAAGAGGUGGAGCUGAAUGAGACAGAGCUCCAGGCCAUCAGCGUGUCCAUGCUGUCUGGCGGGUUCGAGACGAUUUCAACCACGGUACAGUGGUCUAUGGCUCUCCUUGCGCAGCAUCCAGAAAUCCAAGACAAGGCGUACGAUGAGAUAAAGAAGUUCCAGGGAUCCAAGGGAAUGUGGUGUGACGCUACCGACGACCAGAACUGCUCCUACAUCCUUGGGAUAGCGAAAGAGGCCCUUCGGUACUAUUCCGUUCUCCCGCUAGCAUUGCCCCGGAGGUCUAUGAAGGAUUUCGAAUACAAUGGCAUCCGGAUCCCAGCCGGCACCACGCUCUACUUGAAUGCGUGGGCCUGCAACCGCGACCCCGAGCAAUGGUCCGAUCCUGACGUAUUCCGUCCAGAGAGAUGGCAGGAAAAGCCGGAAGCUCUCCUGCUAACCUUUGGUCUGGGUUAUCGAAUGUGCCCGGCCCAUAUUUUGGCCACCCGGCAGCUCUAUAUCAUUCUCAUGAGGCUGUUGAGCAGUUUCCGCUUAGAGGCGCCUGGGAAAAUAGACUGCGACCCCAGAACAGAUAUCUCCCAUCCCAGGGACCUGGUCAUCUUUCCAAAGCCGUACCGUGUAUUUUUCAUUCCGAGGGAUGAAGGUUCACUGCGGACAGCUCUGGCGGCCUCUAACUGAAAGGGUUUUACCAAGACGCAGGUGGGCAUGCCUGCCGAUAGAUAUAAUAGCAUGGAGGGUAUUCAGAUUGUAUCUGCAGUUACGGGGUGAAGAGUAUAGUUUUCGAGAGACAACGUCUAUGAGGAUCAUCAUAUGUCAGAUUGAAAUUGUUUAGUUACGUGGCUCUGCCAAUGGUCACUGUACUCACCCUCAUUAUUCUCAAGCAGUUGGUUUAGUGGAAUACAAUCCUUGAAAUCUGAAGA
Molecule: messenger RNA, 1991 nt
Organism: Durotheca rogersii
Lineage: Eukaryota; Fungi; Ascomycota; Sordariomycetes; Xylariales; Xylariaceae
Product: cytochrome P450
Exons: 3
Coding region: 196-1749 (517 amino acids)
Molecular function (GO): monooxygenase activity; oxidoreductase activity, acting on paired donors, with incorporation or reduction of molecular oxygen; iron ion binding
Source: RefSeq, a predicted model, not a curated record